Knipowitschia caucasica is the source of this 204-nucleotide messenger RNA. The record is from the annotation of a GenBank genome assembly. Lineage: Eukaryota; Metazoa; Chordata; Actinopteri; Gobiiformes; Gobiidae.
AUGCGUCAGGCCUCUGCUGAUCCCGUCUGUUUGAGUCUUGGAUACAACAGUCGCAUCAGUCAGAAAGAGCAGGGUGCACUCAGACUAAACAGCGUGAAGAUUCAUGUGACCGCAAAGUUGUCUUUGCUGCGUAUAUGUGUGUGUGUGAAGAAGGAAUCGGCCAGGCUUAGGAGACUGCUUAUUGCCAUUGGCGACUUGCCGUGA